AUGGCUGCUUCGGCGGCAACGGCGAGUUCUUCCCCCGGUUUGUGUCCGAAUUACGCCGUGAUUUGCUCCUUCCUCGAGCGGUACGGGGCGUUGCUGGACUUACCGGAGCUUACUUUUCCGCAGCUGGAAAGAUAUUUGCAGGACACAUCCUCAGUUCCCAAGCUGCUGGUUGAUCUUCACGUCAAGUUGCUGAGGAAGAUCGGCAAGUCGGUGUCGGCAGACAGAUGGGAGAAGUAUCUAGUCAAGGCAUGCCAAGAGUUCAACACAACAUGGGCAUGGGAACUGGAACAGAAAGGAUACAAGGAGAUGACGAUGGAGUGCAAGACGGGGAUACUUAAACAUUUGUGUGAGUGUCAGUUUGACGAAAAUGUCAAGUUCAAAACUGCCAUCAAUGAGGAGGACCCGGAUAAAAUGCGGCUGCAGCCGAUUGGCCGGGACAAAGACGGCCAGAUGUACUGGUUUCAGCUGGACCAAGACAACAAUGUGCGUGUUUAUGUGGAGGAGCAGGACGACUUAGACGGGUCAUCGUGGAAGUGCAUCGUCAGAGAUAGAAACGACUUGGCUGAGGUUGUGGCUCUGCUGAAGACGCAGAUCGAUCCCGAGCUGUUUAAAAAGGACGAACAAAAACGGGAAACCAAACCUGAGAGUGACGAGGACGAUGAAAAAACAGAAGAUGAAGACAACAAGGACUCCAGCAAGGCUGCCUGCCCGGUCUCACCAAAGACGGAGAACAAUGAGAAAGUAACACAGAAGGAAAACUUGAAACCAGAAGCUUCUGAGGCCAAAUCAUCCCUGAAUGGCAUCAUCGAAGGCAAACCUGAAGCAGAACUCCAUUCAGAAAACACGAGUACAAAAGCCCAGGCCAUCAAAGAAGAGCCAAUGGAGGUGUCAGACACUAAUACAAGCACAGCAACGAGUGAACCCGCCCCUGAAACACCAUCUAUAUCACUAAAGGUAGAAAAGGGAGAGGAGGCCAAGAGGAACAGUGCCGAGGAGAUUCAACAGGCUCUGAAGAAUGACCAGCAGGCCAAAAUCCCUUUGAAAAAACGAGGGAUGAAGUUUAGCGAAGACUUUGAAAAAAACAGUGGUAUUAUAGUGCAGAAUCCAUCUGUUUCUCAGGGCAAGGAUGCUCCUAAAGCUGACGCGGCUCCUGAGCAGACAAAGAAACCAGAGAGUGUAAACGAUCAUGUUAAUGGUGAAAUUCAGCCUUCGCCAGAGAAAGGUCUACAGAGUCAUUUGAGCGAGCCGCUGAAAGACGCCGCCGUCGACAAAGAGCAGACGACCGAACCAGUCACAGGUAAAUCUGUAGGAGCGAGAGAAAGUGACUCGCCAUCGGAAGACAAAGGGGAUUCGAAAGAUAAAGAUGAAACUUGUGGCGCAAAGAAAAUCACAGAGGCGGUCACGUCGCACCAAGAAGACUCGGAAGAGAAAAAUCUAGCCGUGCAGGUAGAAAAGGGAGUUACUGCAGCAACAGAAGAGAAAGAAGCACACGAGUCUCCCCCACAACCAAAAGCAGAGUCUCCGCCUUCACCUAAAGACGGAAAUAAUGCACUCGAGGCUUCUUCUAAUCAUGAAAAGUCUGAACAAAUAAAAGAGAAACCAGUCGACACAGAAGAGUCUUGUUCUACGGACGAGAAGGCCGCAUUAAAAGAAACUGAUAAAACACUCACAGCCGAUGACUCAGAGAGCCUAAAUUUAAACCAUGAAGUCACAUCCAAAGAAGCUGAAUCAAAAAGUUCAGAGGGAAAAUCAGCCUGUGCAGAUGUGGAUACGCCAGAGUCAAGUCAGACUGAAAAAACUAAGACGUCAGAGGGGACAGAAGAUGUGUCGGACACGAAGCAAACAGAGGCUAGAGGUGAAGACGCUAAAGAAACGGCAACAUCUGAGACUAAUGUAGAAAAAUCAAGUGACUCAGCUCUGAAAGAGGAGUCGGCAGUCAUUAAAACAACAGAGACACAGUCUGCUGGCAAAGAUCCUCCUGAUGACUCUGAAGACACUGCAUCGCCAUCUGUCAUUAAAAAGACAGAAACAGUAAAAGAUGAUACAGAGACCCAAGAAGGCGCCCAAAGUUCUACUGUCAUCAAAAAAACAGACAAACCAUCUGCCUGUGAGAAAUCAGAGGAAACAUCCAACAUUAAAGAGAGCGUGGCGUCGUCUGUUAUUAAAAAGGUAGAGAAAUCAGAAACGUGUAAACCUACCGAGACGGACGAUAGCGUAGACACAGAGAUGACUUCAGAGAAAGACAGUGCAGCCUCAGAAAAACCUGAAAAGACGGAAAAGCCUGAGAACAUAGAGAAGCCUGAAAAGAUGGAAAAGCCUGAGGAUAUAAAGAAAACUGUCAACUGUGAAGACAAUACAAUACGUGAUGUUACCGAGAUAAGCGACUCUGCGUCAGGGCCUAUGGAGGUAGUGGAGGCAGUGGCCGUUAAACAGGAUCUGACAAAGCCAGAAGAGGAUGACAAAACCGAGAUGAACUCUGUUGUACAUAAGACGACAGAGGAAGCAUCUGAAGGGAAAGAUAAACCUUCCAGUCCAACUGAGAAGACGAACGUAUCUGAAGAAACAGAUGAAAAACCCAGCAAAGAGGAGGAAAAGGUGUCUGACAAACCUGAAGCAUUAGAGACAGAACAUCCAUCAUCUGAAAGUAAAAAGGAUGCUGACGAGGGAAGUGAAAAAGACACAGACAGUGACAAACUUACAAAUGACAGUGAGAAACACCCUUGUCCAGACAAAGAAAGUAAAGAGGAUUCUACAAUAGAUAAAGUCUCACAAACCGAAGAAGCAAAGGAGGAGAAACAAGCUCAUAAAGAGAGUGAAACCUCGACCAAAAUGGAGGAAUCAGAUCACCAAAAUGUCAGCAAAGAAGCUGGUGUCGAAUCCUCAGCUGAAACUGAGAAACCAGGCCACACUAACAAGGAAGAGUCCACUGAUAAACCCGCUGAUGAGGAAAGUAAAAGCGAAAAACAAGAGUCUGCGACAAAAAAGGAGGUGGCAAACGGCGGUGAAGCGCCAACGAAUGUUCAGGCGGAGGGUGUUCGUCGGAAAAUGAAGCCCCCAGCCCACAGAAGGAAAGCUGAACUUCAGAGAGAGGAGAGACAAGGGGAUUCGGAGUCCGAUACGAACACAGGGAGAUCUCUUCGAAGAUCCCCAAGGAUCUCCAGACCGACACCAAAGGCGGUAGAGAUCCAAGACAGGAAGAUGGAGAAAUCGCAGGCUGCUCCACCGGCUGAGAAACACGAGGACAACAAGGCAGAGAAAGAAAAAGACGGGGAGGUGGAGGACGAGGAGGAGGAGGUGGUGAAGGCUGUUCAGAAGAAACCAAGAGAGAAAAAGGCAGAUCAGGAGGGUCAGCCCAAAGCCAAGGGGAGAAAGAGACGGAAGAUUCGGUGGUCCAACACUCGAACGCGCCGUAAAAAGAAAGGCUCUGAAGACGAAGAUGAAAACAGCGACGAGGAGUCCAGCGACGAGGAGGAGAGCGAGGAGGAGGAGGAUGACAGCGACGAAGACUACAAGGUUGAGCGGAGCAGAAAGAGGCGGAACCGCAACCGAGAAAGGCGAAGCUCGGACUCCUCGACAUCCUCAGACGACGACCUACCUCCAAACGACGACCCCUGCAAACACUGUGGUCUUCCAAAUCACCCCGAGCUGAUCUUACUGUGUGAUUCGUGUGACAGCGGCUACCACACAGCCUGCCUGAGGCCUCCCCUCAUGAUCAUCCCCGAUGGAGAAUGGUUCUGUCCACCCUGUCAACACAAGCAGCUCUGUGACAAACUAGAAGAGCAACUCCAAAACCUCGACGCCGCUUUGAAAAAGAAGGAACGGGCCGAGAGAAGGAAGGAGCGUCUAAUUUAUGUUGGGAUCAGUGUUGAAAACAUCAUCGCGCCCUCACAGGUGGAGGUAGAGGAGGAAAAGCCAGAGAUCAUAAUCAAAGAGAAGAAAGAGGCAAAGCGCAGUAAGAGCUGGGGUCGAAGGUCAACAAGGGCGAAGAAAACCAUCAGCUACAGAUUUGAUGAAUUUGAUGAGGCGAUCGAGGAGGCAAUUGAGGAAGACAUCAAAGAAGCAGAGGGCGGAGGAGCUGGUCGGGGUAAAGACAUGGCCAACAUCACAGGCCACAGAGGAAAGGAUAUGUCCACCAUCCUUCAGGCGGAGGAGGGUAAGGAGAACGGUCGCCCGCCACGAACCACCUCUGGUCAGCGCAAGAAAAAACGCCGGCGACUCAAUGACCUGGACAGCGACAGCACCGUGGAUGAGGAGGAGAGCGAGGAGGAGUUUCGCCUCAGCGAGAGCUCAGAAGAAGAGUUUGUAGUGUCAGACAAUGAGUCAGAGGGUGAAACAGAGGCGGGCUCCAACGACAGCGACUUCGGCAGCAACAGCAGCGGGAAGCACCAUACUUCUUCGCGCAGCAGGAAGCCACCGACACGACGACGAAGCUCCCGAAAGCGGCGGAGACCAAGAGGGUAUUCAGAUGAUGAAGAGGACGAGACGGAUGAGGACGAUGAUGAAGAUGAAAUAGUGACUGAAGGCUCCAGCGAGUUCAGCGACAGUGAUCUUGACAUGAGUCGACGGCGGUCUCGGCGGAGUCAGAAGAAGCAGGUGAACUACUGCGAGACGUCGGAGUCUGAAGGCUCUCAGGCAGAAACCAACCGGGCGAAGAUGAAACCCAGGCGCCGCUCGGACAGCUCGGAUAGUGACGCGAGUUUCUCCAGAGACUCUGAGGAGGAGUCGAGGGAUCGGAGGGUGAAGAGGAGAGCCGACUCCUCAGAGGAAGACUCGCGGCAGCGGCGCAGACGUCUUGCACUAAAACGCAGGAGAGCAUCUGAAGACGAUGACUCGGACGACUCGUCAGACGACUCGUCGGAGGAGGAUCGUCCCAUCCGUAAACGGGUGAACCGCAUCGACUCGGACGAUGACGACGAGGAAGAGGAGGAGAAACCAAAGGAGAAGAAGGCAGAGGAGGAGUCAAAGGGAACAAAUCCGUUGGACUGCAAUCUGGUGGAGCUACCGCCCACCAAUGGACAGAGCCCGAUAAAAAGCCUCGAGGGCUUCAUCAGCCGGCCUGCUGCUGCUGCUCCAGGCCUCAUCCCGCAUCUGGAACCGCCCAAAAACAUCAGCGCCACACCAGCCGCCGCCAUCCCACCAAACGGCCUGGUUGGCCAGGAGAUGGCAGCGCAGGACGAUGAUGAAGACGACCUGUUAGGAGUCACAGACCUAGUGGACUACGUCUGCAAUAACGAACAAUUGUAAAAACAAAAAUGGUGUACUGUUUCAUUUUUUGUGGUAUUGUAUUUUUAUAUUGCUUAACUUUAUUAUUCCCUCCCCCACCAACACUUCCUUAUUGUCCUUUUUACUUGUGUCAUCUGGAGCUUGAUUCUCAACAAUCUCCGCUACAGUAAGAACUGGAUCUCUUUCACCAGUCUAAUGCUGUCCCUGUGGGAUUGUACAAUAACGAAUAAGGGCACCAAGUUAUCAAGUCUCAUUUGUUUGGUAAUAAUCAGUUUACCUGCAAACCACCCACAUCAUCCAGCUCCACUGCCAAACCACCUCCUUCUAAAAACAUGUCACUCAUCAUUUCUCUUGUUACAUCGUCCUGUUUUCUUUUCUUCUUUUUUUUUUUUUAUACUGUCACGUCCAAGAUUUCUACAAAUUGUGCUCUGUUACCCACAUACAUGUAGGGAAAAUUGGCACUGACGUUGUUUAUUAUGUAGAAAAUAGUUGAAGAUUUGUUUAUUUGAAUGCUAAAUGACCGGGACUUUACGUUAUUUUUGGGAGUAAAGCAAGGCAUUCCAUGAUUGACAUCAAGUGUUCUGGGCAUCAAAAACGAAUCUUAGUUUUACAUUUUAUCCCUCAAAGGUUUGACAUUUUUGAUAAAUACACUUACUGGCUUUCUGGCAGUGAAAGAUGAGAAGACUGAUACCACUUUCAUGUCUGGGUCUUAAACAUGAAGCUACAGCUAGCAGCUGGUUAGCUUCGCUUAGCAAACUGGCUUCUAGCCUGUUAGCUAAGCUAACCAGCUUCAUGUUAGCUAUCUAGACUGAUUUUUAGUUUUGAUUAGAUGCAAGAGAGCAGAAAUAGGUACAUUGGUCACAUGACAUGAUCAUAAUGUGUUUUUGUUGAAUCACUAUUCUUUUUUUUUUUAAUUCUAUAACUAGUAAGCUAGUAACACCCAAAAUAAAUCAGUGAGUGCCACAUUUAAAGUAAUUUCCAGUCAGCUGUCUUUAACAUAAACCAACCGACCUCCUUUUGUUUAUGUUGAUUGAAGCGUAUUUGAGGUUAAUUGUUUUGCAGAGUCCAACAAAGCUGAAGUAUUUUACUAUAUACAAUUUUAACAGGCAGAUAUGAGAGCCGUAUCUACUCAUCUUACUCUUCUCCAGGAAGCAAAUUCCCAAAAUGUCAAACUUUUGUUUUAACCCUUCUUGCUUGUUUUCCUUUAAUUUGCGAAAGAUUUAGAUGAGACUAUUUAUUAAUCUGUUUUGGGGAGAAGACGGAAUGAUCAGGUCCACUUGGAUCACGUUUGAUAAGCUAACCCUUCACACACCCCGGCUGCUAUAUUGCUGGUCAGAUAUUUGUGUGUGUGCUGGUUAUUGUAGAUGGAAAACAAACACAUUAUUCCUAGUUUUCUGCCCUGGAUAUUAAAGUGUUAUGCAUAUAUAUUCAACCCCUUGCAUCAGAUGAAGGUGUGAAUGUAUAUAUGUGACCAACCAGCCGACCAGCCUUCAUUUCUCAGCCCUCCCCAUGAACUUUUUUGUUGAAUGAUAGAGUAGUUUUUGUAUAUUGUAUACAUGUAUAAUUAUUUUAACUAUGUGCGCUGCCAUCAGUAUCUUUGGUGAGCUCCCAGUUUGUUUGGGGAAACAAAAUCAGAAGUAAAACUCUCUUGUCCCUUCUAAUCUCAAGAUCUAGUCUAGCUUCUUCCUAUAACAUUUAUGUUAACUUUUGUGUUUUUGUUUUUUUUUUUAAAUAAUGAUGUAUUUUUUGUAUGUCUUAACAUUUAUUUGUUGUUGUCUCUGUCUGAAAUGUAAAGUGUCUUACUUUCUUUGUGCAUUGUCCUUCACUGAAGGUUCAAAAACCUGCAGACCCCUGGCUUUUAUUAACUAAAAUAACACUCAGUUCCAAAACAACCCUCUUUUAUUUUUAUUUUUAUUUUUAUUCUACUCUGCUGGAUCUUCCUACAUACAAAAUCUGUGUUUUUAUUAAAAUCCUCUAUUUUCAUAAUCUUGGGUUGACGUUUGGGUCAGGUUGCAGUAAACUGCCAACCUUUAAGACCUCAAACCCAGGUCAAGAUUGUGAAAAAUAUACAUCUUUAUGGAAUAAUUAGUUUUGAAGCGUCAGGAUGCAGUUUUUGAAUGGAGGGAAAUGGACGGAAAAAGAAAAACAAACCAAUGACUUCACUGACCUCUGCUGGAACCAGUCUGUGUGUAUAUCUGUAGUUUUUGCUGUAAUAUAUUUAGAGGCAUUUUUUUAAUCAUGGAAAAAUAUAUUGGGCAAUUCUUUGGGAUUGCAUGAGUUUCUAAUAGUUUUCUUUUGUAGGGAACUAAUAUUGGCACAACAUUUUUUGUAACAAAACCAGAAAACUUUGGCAUGUUUUAAGGAUGUCUGUUAUCUCCUGACCUGUUGCAUUAGUGCUGAAGGACUUGUGAAGUAGAUGGUCAUUUGCAGUGAAACUGCAUAGGUAAGCAUGCGCUGACCUACUAAAGGCAUGUUACAGAGGCUCGGGGAGACGGGAACUUAUCGUAGAAAAUAAUCUAGGACAGCUGAAUCUGAUUAAAGAGAGCAAAUGUAAAAUAUUUUGUAAAUUAGUCUCAGCAUGGUCGUCACAGAGGAUAAACCACUCUAUUUAUCAUACUGUUUUGAUACUGGCUGUGGCCAAAAUAUGAAUUCCAAGACAAAACCUAUAUGUGCUGCUUGCAGUGCACACAACAUAGGCUUCUAUACACAAUAUUUAGCAUUUAGAUUAGUUGGACAGAAUAUAGAAACCCAAUUCUACAAAUGUAGUAGAAGUGUGUGUUCUGGUGGGUUGAGUCAGAGUAAAGGAAUGUGGAUGUCUGUAUGCUAUAAGUGACCCUGUUAUAUACUCUCCACAGAGAUAAGGAGAAUGUAUUCAUAUGUAUCUCACGGUUAUGAAAUAACCAGUAGCAAGACCUGCACAGUAACGGAGAGAGGAGUGAAAUAUAGGCUGCGAUGGGGUUAAGAGAGGAAGUCGGUGCCAAUGACUGAAGUGUUAACAGAGUUUCCUAUUUACCUCAUGAUGAAUCUGGGAAGAAAGACACCCUGUCCACUGUGUAUAGACCCUAGUAGACUGGUCGUUGGUGUUUUGUCUGCUCCUUGCCUUUUUGUUAACUUUACUGUUAUUUCUUAUGAAUCUGAUCUUGUACAUUUGUCAUAAUAAAAUGGGUUUUAA
This is a messenger RNA of Toxotes jaculatrix (banded archerfish), 8395 nucleotides long. It is a transcript of the gene rsf1b.1, whose product is annotated as remodeling and spacing factor 1b, tandem duplicate 1. Gene Ontology annotation, biological process: regulation of DNA-templated transcription. The record is from RefSeq and is a predicted model, not a curated record. NCBI's taxonomy places the organism in Eukaryota, Metazoa, Chordata, Actinopteri, Toxotidae. Gene Ontology annotation, cellular component: RSF complex. The transcript is spliced from 16 exons. Bases 1 to 5244 code for a protein of 1747 amino acids.